Cicer arietinum (chickpea) is the source of this 1687-nucleotide messenger RNA. Lineage: Eukaryota; Viridiplantae; Streptophyta; Magnoliopsida; Fabales; Fabaceae. The record is from RefSeq and is a predicted model, not a curated record.
UUUUGCACAAUUGGACCAAAAGAAGCAUAUUUUGGGAUUUGCCUUAUUGGAGACACAACCUAUUGAGGCUUAAUCUUGAUGUUAUGCAUAUAGAGAAGAACGUGUUUGAAAAUGUAUUUCAUACAAUUAUGGACAACAAAGAGAAAACUAAGGACAAUGAGAAGGCACGAUUGGACUUAGCAGAGUAUUGCCACAGAAAGGAGUUGUUGCUGAAAAAAAAAUCCUAAUGGGAAUUAUACCAAACCUAAAGCCAAGUUUUGUUUGACAAAUGAACAGAAAAAUGAUGUGUACGAAUGGGUGAAGGGGUUAAAGAUGCCUGAUGGUUAUGCUUCCAAUUUAGGUAGAUGUGUGGUACAAAAUAUAAAAGACUCUUUGGGAUGAAAAGCCACGAUUGUCAUAUAUUCAUGGAAUGUCUACUUCCAUAGCUUUUUGUGCUCUUCCUGAACCAAUAUGAAAACCCUUAACUGAACCCAGUCAAUUCUUUAGAGACUUGUGUUCAACAACGUUGCGAGAAGGUCACUUAUUACAAAUGGAACAAAACAUUCCUAUAAUAAUAUGUAAGUUGGAGUGUAUCUUUCCACCUGCAUUUUUUGACUCUAUGGAGCAUUUACCGGUUCAUUUGCCUCUUGAAGCUAAGUUGGGUGGGCUAGUUCAAUAUCGUUGGAUGUAUCCAUUUGAAAGGUUUAUAAAUAAAAUUAAAAAAACCGUAAAAAACAAAAAAAAAAAUGUGGAAGGAUGUAUUAGUGAAGCAUAUUUGGUUCAAGAGAUAACCUAUUUCAGUACCCAUUAUUUUGUGCCUCUUGCCCAAUAUGCAAGUACAAUUGGCCUAAAUAAGAGGACUCAUCAAGACCAUGUGAUACAAACUUUGCCUAUCUUUGAAAAUUUACAUGGCGAAACAAGUGGAAAAUGCAGUGAUAGGUGGCUUAACGAUAAAGAAUUGGCGGCUGCCCAAUUGCAUGUUCUCUUAAAUUGCAUUGAGGUUAAGCAAUUCAUUGAGAUGUAUGUACAAAGUUUGAAAAGUAUAUAUGGAGAUCUCAAUGACAAUGUCAUUGAUACACAAAUAGAAGUUGACUUUCCGCGAUGGUUUCAAGAAUAUGUGACAAAGAAUCACAAACUUACGAUGCAAAACCCUAACUUGUAUGACUUGGCAAGAGGACCCUUGAGACUAGCAAAGUUAUGGCCUAUUUAUCAUGUGAAUGGAUACCAAUUCAACACAACUUCUUGGGGUGAAGGCAAAAUAACAUAUAAUAGUGGAGUAUGUGUUAAGGGAAUUGGUCAAGGUGAAACCUCAAGUGAUUAUUAUGGUGUUGUUUCCGAGAUUCUAGAAUUUGAAUGGCGAAGUCAAGCAACACGAAAGCUAAUUUUAUUUUACUGUGAUUGGUUCGACCCUUCAAGUCGUGGAAUGAGGAUACAUAAUCAAUACAAGAUUGUAGAAGUACGAAAAGGGAGAAAAUACGGUAAAUUUGAUCCUUUUAUUUCAAAAUCUGCAACUCAAGUUUACUAUUCACCUUAUCCUGGGCGCCAAAGAGUUGAUUGGUUGGUAGUUAUGAAGACAAAGCCGAGAGGGGUUGUUAAUGAUAGGCAUACUUUAGAAGUUGAUUUUCAAGUGCAAGAAUCAGAAGUUAAUGCAACAAUUGAAGAUGACCCAAUUGAUAACUUACAAGAUGAUUCAGUUUAUGGUGAAUAA